Rhinichthys klamathensis goyatoka is the source of this 1418-nucleotide messenger RNA. RefSeq names its product alkaline ceramidase 1 (gene acer1). Bases 206 to 1006 code for a protein of 266 amino acids. The record is from RefSeq and is a predicted model, not a curated record. Gene Ontology annotation, molecular function: hydrolase activity, acting on carbon-nitrogen (but not peptide) bonds, in linear amides. Lineage: Eukaryota; Metazoa; Chordata; Actinopteri; Cypriniformes; Leuciscidae. Gene Ontology annotation, biological process: ceramide metabolic process. The transcript is spliced from 7 exons. Gene Ontology annotation, cellular component: membrane.
UACAGGUUCACGAGACAAUGGUACAAUGAAGAAUGCCGUUACCACUGUUUGCUCGGUUUCACUUGAACCCUCCAGGUGAUGUCACAGCGCGAGACCCGCGUAACAGGAUCGGGGACAUUUCUCCCCUACUUAAACCUGACACACAGAGCGCGCGGCUGUGGAUGCGUUUUUGUGAGAAAUCCCGUCAUUCCCGUCCUCUGACACAAUGGCAGGUGUGUUUUCCUACGAGAGCUCUGAAGUGGACUGGUGUGAAGACAACUAUAAACAUUCAGAGAAUGUUGUGGAGUAUUUCAACACGAUGAGCAGUUUCAUCUUCUUUGUGAUCUCACCCAUAAUGCUCUACCUGCUGCACCCAUAUGCCAAGGAAAGAAACCUGGCUGUGCAUCUGGUCUGGAUCAUGAUGGUCUUUGUAGGUAUCUUCUCCAUGUAUUUUCACAUGACCCUGAGUUUUAUGGGCCAGAUGCUGGACGAGCUGUCAAUCCUGUGGGUUUUGGCUAUUGGCUACUCCCUGUGGUUCCCACGCAGACACUUCCCAUGUUUUGUUAAAGACAGGAGAACGUUCUCUCGUAUGGUCCUGAUCGUCACUGUCAUAAGCACUAUGUCCUCUUUUGUCAAACCUACAGCCAAUGCCUACGCUCUCAACUGCUUUGCCAUCCAUAUCCUCUACUCUCUGUUUAUGGAGUUAAGGAGUUGCACAGAUAAGCGAGUGCUGCGUCUGGCCUGGGCGUCCACUGGCCUGUGGGUUCUGGCCAUUUCCUGCUGGAUUAGCGAUCGCUUUGGAUGCAGCUUCUGGCAGAAACUGAACUUCUGUUAUCUGCACGGUAUCUGGCACAUUCUGAUUGUGGUGGCCACGGCUUACGGUACCACUUUGGUCGCUUACAUGGAUGCUAGUCUAGAGAUCCCUUAUUCCCUCCCUGACCUGCAGUACUGGCCACAGAAUAAGUGGGCCAUUGGACUGCCUUACAUAGUCCUCAAAGGAAACACAAAGACAUGGAAAAGAUGCUAGCAGGCACAAGAUAAACAGAUGCAAUCUCAUUUUUAAAGCUGCUUGGUGUAGCACCAGCCUUCAAAUCUUGGUGAAUACAUUUAUAAGGACUGGCAGGAGCUGAUCCUAGAUCAAUACCCUGAGACUCCAUUUGUUAUAACACUGAAGAGAUACUUGUAAUAUGAAACACAUGUUGCAUAUUGUGUUGAAAUGGUUGAGGUUUCAGGCACUUUCUCCUCGUUUCUCACAGAACUUGAAACUGAAGUAUUUGUGUGUAAAUGUAAAAAAUCUUUACAAACAACGCGCUGUUGUUAUGUAAAAAUGAAUAUUUGCACUGUUUUGACAAGAUUGAAUGUAUGUACAAAACAAUAUGUAUUUUACUUGAUUUACUUAAUAUGAAACAAAGGCUUCUAUAUUUAAGACAAGUAACUUA